AUGUGGUGGGCACAGCCUGUCCGGGCAGGGGGCAGAGGGAAGCUGCGUUUCAGGGCGAAGAGCUUUGUCACGACCCUCUUCCGGGAUGUGGUUUCGGCCUCGCCGUCACAGCUGCAGUUCUGUGAUUGCCUCUUGGUCUCCCAUCCAGGCCUGGCCCUGCUUAGCUUCCAAGUGCCCAUGGCAGCGUGGGAGGAGGAGGAGAAGGAGACCCCCCCGAGGUGGUUCAGCCAGUUCCAGAAGGGCCGUCGGUUCUCCUACGUGGACGCGGCUGGCCAGCCGCUGGGCGUGGUGCAGCUCUCCUUCCUCCGUCUGCUGAGCAUCUCCGCCCGCCAGAACUUCACGUACCACUGCCGGCACUCGGCUGCCUGGCACAGCCCGGAGUCCCCCGCCUUGGGGGGCUACCAGCGGGCGCUGCGCUUCCGAGGGGCCAACGAGGACGAGUUGAGCUAUGACAACAGCCCCUACGUCAAGGCGCUGGUGGACGGCUGUGCGGCACGGAAAGCGUCCAGCAAGACGGUCCUGGAGGUCAACACCCCCCAGGUGGAGCACCUGCCCUUGCUGGACGUGCACCUGACAGACUUUGGGGAGCCCGGGCAGGGCUUUGGUUUUGAGGUGGGGGCCGCCUGCUUUCUGGGCUAG
Messenger RNA from Protobothrops mucrosquamatus (brown spotted pit viper), 639 nucleotides. RefSeq names its product collagen alpha-1(V) chain-like. NCBI's taxonomy places the organism in Eukaryota, Metazoa, Chordata, Lepidosauria, Squamata, Viperidae. The record is from RefSeq and is a predicted model, not a curated record. Gene Ontology annotation, molecular function: extracellular matrix structural constituent. The transcript has 4 exons. Gene Ontology annotation, cellular component: nucleus; cytoplasm. Bases 1 to 639 code for a protein of 212 amino acids. Gene Ontology annotation, biological process: translational elongation.